AUGCCAGCCCUUGGCACAGAGGCCGAGGUGACGAGACCACCCAGCACCCUCGGGCACACCUCACAGAUACGCCCCACGGGCAGGCCGGCAGGUCUGGGUCCCGGGGCAGAGGCCCUGGUGCCACACCCCCCGCCCCCGGCACCUCUGAGCCCAGGCAUGGAUGCUGCCCCACUCCAGGACCUCCACCUCCCUCCAGACACUGAACCUGCACAGAGAUCAAACUGCCUGGUGUCCAAACUCUCCUUGAGUCUCAAGAAAGGCAGGGAGGAGGCAGUGAGACAGAGGCGGCCGCAGAGGGGACCAAGCGACAGCCGGCUCCCGACGCCCCGGCCCAGCCAGGCCUGCACCUGGGGCGCACAGGAUGCGGGGGUGGGGGUGCCCUGGAGCGCGCAUCCGAGCGGCUCCCAGCCCAGCCAGGCCGUCCAGCGAAGGGAAGGCGCCCCGGACGAGAAGCCACGACACCCCGAGAUGAGAAAGAGCGACCCGGGCAGCCCUGUGCCCCCAGCCAAGGUCGGAAAGCUGGGGCUCUCUGGACCCCAGGAGCCGUCGGGGCUGCCCGCGUCCAAGCUCCCCUGUAUCAGGAAGCUUAACCUGGGCCUUGAUGGGCUUAAAGGGUCCAGGAAGUCUGUAAAGCGGCACGCAAAACGGCGUUUUUGA
This is a messenger RNA of Rangifer tarandus platyrhynchus (Svalbard reindeer), 657 nucleotides long. Lineage: Eukaryota; Metazoa; Chordata; Mammalia; Artiodactyla; Cervidae. The record is from the annotation of a GenBank genome assembly.